CACUGGAUGCUCUGAGACAAAUUUCAGACAUGGUGUCCGAAUGCUGCCUUAGUGUCACCAAGUAUUUUGUUUUCCUGUUCAACCUCAUUUUCUUUUUCUUAGGAUCCCUCAUGCUGUCUCUGGGCGUGUGGAUAACCUGUGCUGAGUCCAGCUUCUUCAUGGACCCCCCGACCUUCAUGUCCAUGUCUCUCCUCUCCUACUUCCUACUCAUCGGAGGCAUUAUCACCAUGACCCUGGGCUUUCUGGGGUGCCUGGGGGCUAUACAGGACGCAAAAUGCCUGCUGGGUUUGUACUUUAUUCUGCUCACCAUCCUCCUGGCCGCUCAGAGCGUUGGCAUGGUCUUCUUCAUCACACAGAGGAGCCUGUUUGAGAGCAGUCUGACGAUCCACAUAUCCACAGCCAUUGAUUUAUAUGGGAGGAAUGAGUCACACCUGCUGCACUUUGAGAAGACGCUGGACUACAUACAGCAAGAGGGUGGGUGCUGCGGAUGGGAAUAUCCGUCGGACUGGGAAAGGGCCCCCUGCUCCUGCUAUUACUACAACAGCACGUCCCAGCCACUCAACUCAACCACAUCUCCGACAUGUGAAUGCGAGGGGGAAAGCCCACCCUUGGACACAACCAAAUGUGCCAUGUACCAACAGGGCUGUAAGAGGCAGCUGGAGAGCUGGAUGGAUGAUCACAUGCUCAUCAUUAUGGUAGUGCUGUUUGCUCUGAUUGGAGUGGAGAUCUGUGGUAUGAUCCUUUCGAUGUAUCUGUAUAAAUCAUACAGCAAUCCCGAUGCGUUGAUGCUCUACUAAGUCACAAGGAAACGAUGGAUAAAGAAUCCAUCGAAUGAAGCAACACCUUCCAUGUUGUGUCAUGUAUAUAGAUAGAUAUUGAAGCACUUGCAUACCUUACAUUCAAGUAUUUGCUAUAUUCUUUGGAUUUUUUUUUUUCAUUUGCUACAUAGAUUAUGUGUAUAGCUAUUGCUGUUUGUGUUAUUGUAUCUCGUCAUGUCACUGAUGAUGUGUAUUGUACAGCUGUAUGACCAGAUGUAGGUGUAGCGUUUGCAGACAUGAAUGUUUAAAAUUCACUCCCAGGGUGGCCGCUCAGUGUUUGUUGGUGCAUGACGAACACGUUGCUCUGAGAAAGUCCCGGUUCCUGUUUGGGUUGGCCCUGCUGUCUCUUGAACAGGAAGCUACCCCCGGGCCUAGGGUGGGACAGUUUUGUGUUUCACUAUUGUUGCAAACUCACAAUAAAUGACCUAUUUUCUUGUU
Clupea harengus (Atlantic herring) is the source of this 1256-nucleotide messenger RNA. It is a transcript of the gene cd37, whose product is annotated as CD37 molecule. NCBI's taxonomy places the organism in Eukaryota, Metazoa, Chordata, Actinopteri, Clupeiformes, Clupeidae. Gene Ontology annotation, cellular component: plasma membrane. The record is from RefSeq and is a predicted model, not a curated record.